UUUUCUCGGAGGAAGAGAGAGAUGGGUUUUGCAUCUUUUGUUGUUCUGGCCAUCGUGGCCGAGCUCUGCUCUGGAAAUCAUGGAUACUUUCCCUCGAAGAUGUCGUUCGGGAAAGCAGGGUAUUAUCAAUAUCCAACUGCCUAUCACGGAUCUACGGCUGCCUGCGUGGGACAGUUCUACUGCAAGAACACACAGUCCAGUAGUGGUAUCAGUUGGAUGCAACCAUCGAGCCAGCCCGAGUGCGUGAACAAAAUGAAAAUAUGUGAUGGUAUGAUGGACUGCAGUAACGGGGCCGACGAAAAGGGCUGCCCUCCCCAGUGCGCCAAGAUGGGAAUGAUCAGUUGCAGGGAUCGAAAGAACUGUGGUAGUCUUUGUGACGGAGUUCCUGAUUGUCACGACAUGGACGAUGAAAGGCACUGUCCUGCCGGUUGCUUCUGCCCCGAAAACCACUACCUUUGCAAGGAUAUGAAGACCUGCGUAUCGAAGAAGCAACUCUGUGACGGCAACAAUGACUGCCCCGCGUGCGACGACGAAGACGAUUGCCCCGCAGAAUGCAAGUGUGGAGAACGAUCCUAUCUGUGCAUGGGGAAGGGGAAAUGUAUCAACAUCAAACAGGUCUGUGACGGCGAUAAUGACUGCCCGAUGAACGAGGAUGAAACCUGUCGUAGUGGGUGCCAAUGUAAGCAGGGUGAAUAUCAGUGCGACGAAGGAACAGUCUGCAUUCAGAACGAGCAGUUGUGCGAAGGAAGUGCGGAAGCACAAUGUCCGAAUGCUGAUGACGAAGACCCCUUAAUUUGUAUCUGAGAGUGAAACUUGUAACUUACAUAGCCAAGCCCGUUUGAAUAAAUUCAACAUUUCUUUCGUUAAUAAACAAUUAUCUUUCUUGAA
This is a messenger RNA of Mya arenaria, 888 nucleotides long. RefSeq names its product low-density lipoprotein receptor-like. Gene Ontology annotation, molecular function: protein binding. The record is from RefSeq and is a predicted model, not a curated record. Bases 22 to 804 code for a protein of 260 amino acids. NCBI's taxonomy places the organism in Eukaryota, Metazoa, Mollusca, Bivalvia, Myida, Myidae. The transcript has 7 exons.